Molecule: messenger RNA, 2166 nt
Organism: Arvicola amphibius (Eurasian water vole)
Lineage: Eukaryota; Metazoa; Chordata; Mammalia; Rodentia; Cricetidae
Product: guanylate-binding protein 6-like
Biological process (GO): defense response to Gram-positive bacterium; defense response to protozoan
Molecular function (GO): GTP binding; GTPase activity
Source: RefSeq, a predicted model, not a curated record
AGAGAAGUAAAUGCUCUCCACAGUGGGAGGUCCCUCAGCCAGCAGAGUAACUGACUGGCUUUCCUGCUGCCCUCCAGCAUCUUGGCUAAGUUAGCAGGGAAGCCUUUACUUUCAGUUUCAUUUCUGCUGCAGCCUGUGAUGUUCUCAGCAGUGUGUGUGUGGUGGAUUCACAGGGAGAGCAGCAAAGGAGCCAGAGGCUGAAGCAGCUGAGACCUGUUCUUGCACCUGUGGGAUGGGGACCAGAUUCGUCUUGCAGAUUCUUCUAGGUUGGCAAGUUGCCAUGAUCGGAUCCCAAAUGAUAGCUCCCAUUUGUCUGGUGGAAAACCACAAGGACCGGCUGUCUGUGAACCAGAAAGCCAUAGAGAUUCUGGACAAGAUUUCACAGCCAGUGGUAGUUGUGGCUAUUGCUGGAUUGUACCGUACAGGGAAGUCCUACCUGAUGAACCGUCUGUUAGGACAGAAUCAUGGCUUCCCUUUGGGCUCCACUGUGCAGUCUGAAACCAAGGGCAUCUGGAUGUGGUGUGUGCCCCAUCCCACCAAACCAAAGCACACCCUGGUUCUUCUGGAUACUGAGGGCCUGGGCGACGUGGAGAAGGUUGACCCUAUGAAUGACUCGUGGAUCUUCGCCCUGGCUGUGCUUCUGAGCAGCACCUUUGUCUACAACAGCAUGGGCACCAUCAACCACCAGGCCCUGGAGCAGCUGCAUUACGUCACAGAACUCACUGAGCUGAUCAGGGCAAAGUCUUCUCCAAGUCCUGAUGGAAUAAAGAAUUCCACGGAGUUUGUGAGUUUCUUCCCAGACUUCGUCUGGACUGUUCGGGAUUUUACCCUGGAGCUGAAGUUAGAUGGAAAGAACAUCACGGAGGACGAGUACCUGGAGAAUGCACUGAAGUUGAUCCCAGGUGACAAUCCCAGAAUCCAAGCAUCCAAUCUGCCCAGGGAGUGCAUCAGACAUUUCUUCCCUAAACGGAAGUGUUUUGUCUUUGACCGGCCAACAAAUGACAAGGAACUGUUACACAAAAUUGAGACUAUCUCAGAAGACCAACUGGAUCCUAAGUUCCAGGAACAAACGAGGGCUUUUGUUUCUUACAUCUUCACCGAGGCAAAGAUCAAGACACUCAGAGAGGGAAUUAAGGUCACUGGGAGUCGACUGUGGACUCUGGUGACGACCUACGUGGAUGCCAUCAACAGUGGAGCUGUGCCUUGUCUGGAUGAUGCAGUGACAACUCUGGCCCAGCGUGAGAACUCAGCAGCUGUGCAGAAGGCAGCUGAGCACUACAGUGAGCAGAUGGGCCAGCGACUGAGGCUCCCCACAGACACGCUCCAGGAGCUGCUGGGUGUGCACACAGCCUGCGAGAAGGAAGCCAUUGCUGUCUUCAUGGAGCACUCCUUCAAGGACGAAAACCAGCAAUUCCAGAAGAAGCUGCUGGAAUUAAUAGAUGAGAAGAAAAGGAUGUUCAUGUUGAAGAAUGAAGAAGCAUCAGAUCAAUACUGCCAGGAAGACCUGAAUCGGCUUUCAAAGGCUUUCAUGAGGAAUAUAUCAACAUUUUCUGUUCCUGGAGGACACAGGCUCUACAUGGAAAUGAGGGAGAAGAUUGAGCAUGACUAUUGGCAGGUGCCCCGGAAAGGAGUGAAGGCAAGUGAAGUCUUCCAGAAAUUUCUGCAGUCACAGGCCACCAUCGAGAGUUCCAUCCUGCAGGCAGACAGAGCCCUUACUGCUGGCAAGAAGGCCAUUGCAGAGGAGCGGGCCCAGAAGAAGGCAGCAGAGAAGGAACAGGAGCUGCUAAGACAGAAGCAGGAGGAGCAGCAGCAACUGAUGGAGGCUCAAGAAAGAAGUCAUGAGGAAAACCUUGAGCAAUUGAAAACAAACCUGGUGCAGGAGAGAGAGCAACUCAUGAAAGACCAGAAAAUAAUGCUGGAGAAGCAGCUGCAGGACCAAAAGGCUUUGCUUGAGGAAGGAUUUAAGAAACAAUACGAGGAAAUGAAUGGAGAAAUACAGCAAUUGAAAUAUACUAUCAGGAAUAAAAAGAAACAGUGGUUCCAUUUUAGGAUUUCCUAAAGCAAUUUGUGCUCCCUUUCUAUUGGUUGUGGCACUUGUAAAAAGCUUUAUUUAAUAUUUAAAUAGGAUUCACUCUUAUUUUGAUUAAAUGAUGGACCGUGACUAUA